Messenger RNA from Penicillium robsamsonii, 213 nucleotides. RefSeq lists its product as uncharacterized. The record is from RefSeq and is a predicted model, not a curated record. Lineage: Eukaryota; Fungi; Ascomycota; Eurotiomycetes; Eurotiales; Aspergillaceae. The transcript has a single exon. The coding region runs from base 1 to 213 and encodes 70 amino acids.
AUGUGUUUUACCUACCACGAGCAGAGCAGUAGGCAAAGUGUACGGAGAUUUAACCGAUUUUGGCAUUUGCCGCGCAAAUGGGCGACACCGUCAGCCUCCAAAAUCCGCAGCGCUUCGUAUCCAGACGAGACAACCGACCCGCGCAUUGUCGCUAAUAAGGAAAAGAUUGGGCCAUUGAUGAAGAGACCCAGAGGGAUUGGACAAGACAAGUAA